UCGCGAACACCACGACGACCACCGUUAUAACGGUCUACCGAUACAACGAAUUGCACGUGUUUUUCCCCUCCCCACUCAAGUAUAAAAUAACGAACUUUCGCAACGAUAAUACCACUAUGGACGUAUGAAUAGCACACGGCCUAAUUACUAAAGACGAUCGCCACCAUUGGAGUUUAAGCUAUCAACGAUCAUGGGAUCACAAAAAACAGGUGAAAUGAUCGUCUGGUUUUCCGUCAUAAUUGCGGUGAUCGGUUGGUGUGUGGACUGUUACAUCGAAGACUUGUGUCCGAAUUGUAAUCUCUAUCAAGACUCAGCUGAGGCUCGGUCCCACUGCGCCUACCCGUGCCAGUGCGCCAACAGGGACCCGGUUUGCGAACCGGGCGUGCCACACACCCGCGACGGAUGCGGUUGCUGCCCCGUAUGCGCCCGACAGGAUGGAGACCCGUGCGACGGCAUUGCCGUGUGUGACCAAAGGAAAGGUCUGGUAUGCCAGUACGAUGACUACUACAGUCCGGCCGGCAUAUGCAGAGUAGUAAAAGGCUUACCGUGUACGGUAUACAACAAGACGUACGACAAUGGAGAAACUUUCAGGCUAGAUUGCAGAACGCAGUGCACGUGUCAGAACGGCACUUAUGCCUGUGCGUCAUUGUGUCCACAAGAAAAUAUAUCUCCUCAAGGACUUUGCAGACAUCCUCGGUUAGUCGAAGUGCCCGGACAAUGCUGCAGGGAAUGGAUGUGUGACAACGUAAAUAUGGAAAGGCCGCCCAAUUGUGAAGCAUUAGUCACGCCAUGGGCGGAAUGUUCAUCCCAAUGUGGAUUAGGCCUUUCUAGACGUAUGUCUAAUGCAAAUGAAGCGUGUAAGCCUAAUAACGAAACUAGACUUUGUCAAAUAAGGCCGUGUCACUCACCACCACUGGUGAAUGCUAAAUAUGCAAGACACCAUCACAUUCGAAAGGGCCACGAGUGCAAGGCGACGAUCAAGUCGACGACACCGGUCCGGCUGAAGUUUGGCGACUGCCGGAGCCGGAAGACUUUCCACCCGAAGCGGUGCGGCGCCGCGUGUCCGUCCUCGGGUGGCGGCAGUGACAUUGUGUGCGCUCCCGAGCUCAGCACCACGGUCAAGGUGGAAUUCCUGUGCAGGAGUCCGGUGGAGGGCCACGACCGGCUAGACGGCGCUGUCCCCGGUGACGAUCUCUGGGAACCUGUGCGCAGGCCCUUUUCGGCCACUGCGGACGAUUAUGUGCACAGCGUGUACGUGGACGUCGAGUGGAUCGUCAAGUGCACGUGCCGGCGGCGCACGGACUGACGACGGCGGCGGCCGUGAACCGCCGGGCGCCCGAAGCCGACGCCGCCGCCACCGCAGCAAUCAGCCGCCCGCGACUUGGCCGAACUGUAAACGUUAUUAUUUCAAUAAUCGCGACACACACGCACAACACACACACACACACACACACACACACACACACACAC
Melanaphis sacchari is the source of this 1470-nucleotide messenger RNA. It is a transcript of the gene Ccn, whose product is annotated as WNT1-inducible-signaling pathway protein 2. Gene Ontology annotation, molecular function: integrin binding; heparin binding. Gene Ontology annotation, biological process: signal transduction; cell adhesion. The transcript is spliced from 7 exons. The record is from RefSeq and is a predicted model, not a curated record. The coding region runs from base 191 to 1306 and encodes 371 amino acids. Lineage: Eukaryota; Metazoa; Arthropoda; Insecta; Hemiptera; Aphididae. Gene Ontology annotation, cellular component: extracellular region; extracellular matrix.